GAAAAAUCAAUGACACUGAACAAUUUUGGUAGAUUUCGCUCCUAAGAUUGUGUUAUUCGCCUGAACUGCAUCUUGCCAUCAAGAAUGGCAUCGAUGCAAGAGAAGUCAAUUUUAUGCAGCAUCAAACCAACAGUGUCUCUGUUGGUCGGGGAUCAUAAGCAUGAUUUUUUCUCCGGUUGUAAAAUGUUUGAUGUGACAUUUCCAAAUAUCAUAAACCCAGAGAUUGGAGAGAUAUGUUUUCAGAAUUUUUAUGUUGCCCAGUUAACAAUCAGAGCCAAGUUUCGAUCAGCUGAUUUGAAUGGACAGACAGGUACUCUGAAAUGGAGAACAUGUGUCAGGAAAAUGCAAUUGAUGCCCAACGCACACACUGAAGAUGGUUCUCAUGAUUAUUUUACACUCAACAGAAAACAUUUUAAUUUUGAUAUAGUGAAUCUCUCAACUCUACGGUUUAUUUUACAUCAACCAUCUCCAGUAUGGAAAGACUUUAAACUGGAAGACAUCAGGUUUUACCGGUCUCCACAGGUUUCUAAAAGUACAGGUUUACCAUAUUGGUUAACUGAAGAGCAGACGGAAGAAAAAGCAAAAGAUAAACAGAAAUUACAGGGAUUACCAGAUUUAGAUAUGCUAUCAGCCAAUCUACAGGCGUUAUGGUCAAUGGCUGAAGAGGUAUCUGACAAUCAGUCUACAGUUCCACUUGGCAGAUAUGAGGUGGAUGGUUGCUAUGAUAUAAAUCUGUUAUCCUAUACCUGA
Lottia gigantea (owl limpet) is the source of this 750-nucleotide messenger RNA. RefSeq lists its product as hypothetical. The record is from RefSeq and is a predicted model, not a curated record. The transcript is spliced from 7 exons. The coding region runs from base 85 to 750 and encodes 221 amino acids. NCBI's taxonomy places the organism in Eukaryota, Metazoa, Mollusca, Gastropoda, Lottiidae. Gene Ontology annotation, cellular component: nucleoplasm.